UCUUUGCUUAUGGCUAUGCCCGUCAUCAUUAGAAAAUCGUCGGGUAAACAGUAUAUUUUAAUAUUUUUUUAUGUUUUGACUAAAACAAGCAUAUCAGAAAACAGCAUAAAGUAUACAUAAAAAAUAAAAUUUUAACAUAUGAAGUGUUAAAAUUUGCUUGUCUGUGUAUUAUAAGGCUUCAAAAUAGCUUCCAAAAUGCAAAACGUUAAUGCUCCUCGAGAGCCUGCUCCUGUGCUGAGCACGAGUUCCACAAUACUUAAUAUGAGGGAAAAAGAGAAAUAUAUUGAAGACUUUGACUUUCCCUUCUGCGACGAGUCUUCGAAAUAUGAAAAAGUUGCAAAAAUAGGUCAAGGAACCUUUGGAGAGGUGUUCAAAGCACGAGCAAGAAAUAGCAGUAAAAAAUUUGUCGCUAUGAAAAAAGUGCUUAUGGAUAACGAAAAAGAAGGCUUUCCUAUCACAGCAUUACGUGAAAUAAAGAUAUUGCAACUACUGAAACACGAGAACGUUGUAAAUUUGAUUGAAAUAUGUCGGACUAAAGCCACACUUCACAACAAAUACAGAUCAACAUUUUAUUUAGUUUUCGACUUUUGUGAACAUGAUUUGGCGGGAUUAUUGUCAAACGUAAAUGUUAAAUUUAGUUUAGGUGAGAUAAAGAAGGUAAUGCAGCAACUACUAAAUGGUUUAUAUUAUAUACACAGCAAUAAGAUAUUGCACAGGGACAUGAAAGCUGCAAAUGUGCUAAUAACUAAGAAUGGUAUAUUGAAGCUUGCUGAUUUUGGUCUGGCCAGGGCAUUUAGUGUUGCCAAGUCUGGACAAGUGAACAAAUACACAAACAGAGUAGUAACCUUGUGGUACAGGCCCCCAGAACUACUUUUGGGAGACCGCAAUUAUGGCCCACCUGUGGACAUGUGGGGUGCUGGAUGUAUAAUGGCAGAGAUGUGGACUAGAUCUCCCAUCAUGCAGGGCCCUACAGAGCAACAGCAGCUCAUCCUGAUAUCUCAGCUAUGUGGCUCCUGUACUCCAGAUGUGUGGCCUGGAGUUGAGAACCUAGACCUGUAUAACAAGAUGGAGCUGCCCAAGGGUCAGAAGCGGAAGGUCAAGGAGCGCCUCAAGCCCUAUGUAAAGGAUCCUUAUGGCUGUGACUUGUUGGACAAACUCUUGCAGUUGGAUCCCGCGAAAAGGUAUGACGCCGACACUGCCCUCAACCAUGACUUCUUCUGGACGGAUCCCAUGCCGUGCGACCUGGCUAACAUGUUGGCACAGCACACACAGAGCAUGUUCGAAUACCUGGCGCCGCCCAGACGACCAGGACACCUGCGGCACCACCACCACGUCGCUGGGGCUCAAGCGAAGCCCAACCCACCACCCCAAGACUCCGGGUAUCAGGAUAGGGUGUUUUAGACUGUGGAGGUGUGAGUGAGAGAAUACUAAACCAAUCAUUUCAAGUGUUUAUAUAGUUGCAAGCACUAUGAUCACAGGGCGACUGAUGAAAUUCGUGAUUAAAUGUUAGGUCAUUAUGUCACACGAAUUUAAUGAAUUUGUCCUUGUUAACCAGUUCACAUAUCAAUGUGAAAAAAAAAUGGUAGUGUAAGUCACACUCGCACAGAAGACACUAAAAAUUAAAAUAUAAGAUAAUACAGUUCGGCUGUAACAUGUUAAUAAAGUUCCUGUGUAAAUAUUUAAAUAGUUGUAGUAAUGUUAAAUUACCCGGUAUGAGACAUAUACAAUGGUAGUAUUUAAAUAUUAUCUGCAAAUUUAAGAAUAUUAGUAUUCACAAAAAUUAGAUAAUUUAUACGUCUAGAUAUACUGUGACAACAUUGAACACAUCCUGUUAACUCUAUUUUAUAUAUACUGUUAGCCUCUAUUUUCAGGAACCUACGCACACUAAAACAGUGUGAGUGUAAGACAUAGCUGUCAUGCACACUUAAGUAAUAAACCUGUUGUUAUGCGUUGUCUAACAGCAAAAGGUUCUAUCUAGACGUAUAAAUUAUCUAUGAAUGUUCAAUUCAUAUGGUUGUGAAACUGAAGUAGCAGUGGGCAGGGCACAUAGUCCGAUGGACAGAUGGCCGUUGGGGCAGAAAAGUUCUCGAAUGGCGACCACGUACAGGAAGGUCCCCCACAAGAUGGCAAUCUUCCGGCGAUCUUGACCAGAUCGUCGGUCAAGAUAUUGGUUGGGGCAGCACAGGACCGAUUGUCGUGGAUAUCUUUUGGGGAGGCCUUUAUCCAGCAGUGGACGUCUUCUGGCUGAUGAUGAUGAACAUUCAGAAACUCUUCAAAUGCAGAGUCAAUCGAAUCGAAUCUUUGGGGAUCUACUCUGUGAAAAGCUUGAUUAGUUUGGCAUUUAUGUAGGUUUAUUUAUGUGGUAGGUUCUAUGUCAAUUCGAAGUACUUAUUACAAUAAACAGACAAUUUCAUACUUUAAAUCCUAUUAUAUUCAAUGUGUGCUUUUACAUUAUUACGAUUAUACAAAUUAAAUUUGUAACAAAAUUUAUGAACGAUGCGGGACUCGAACCCGCGACCACUCGGGUUACGUCCACCUGAGCCACAACCUGAGAGCGUCACUCAGACGGUUAGUCCGAGAGAAAAAAAAAUGUAUAAUUAAUCUCAGAAGCGAGGGAUAUCACUUUAAAAAUAACAAAACUGUUAUGAUUACUAUAAUGUCUAUUUUCCGAGUUAAAAUACGAAUUUUGUAGACACCUGAAUAAAUUGUAACUUUUUAAUUAACGACAUGUAACAUUUGUUUUCUGUUAUGUAUGUCUAUCUGUCUGGAACAUUUCCCAUGUUUGACUGUGUAGAUAUAUAUAUUGCAGCUAAAGGUAAGUAGGUGUGAAGAUAAACUUAGAUUGGCUCUAUUCAAAAUAGGAUGUGACAUCACUAAUUGAAAGUCAAAAAACUACCAUCAAGAUGUUAAUUUCUUUGAAUUUUGCUCUCAAUGAUUCCUUAGGGCCUAGGUUAUAAAUAGCGCGAAUAGCCCUCUUCUGUAGUACAAAUAUUGUAUCUUACAAAUAUUAUAUCUACAAGAUGUUAAUGUGUGUCUAUUCUAUAUUAUCGAAUUCUCGCAAAAAUUCGACGUAACAUUAAUAUAACUAAAUAAAUAAUAUUUAUUUUAAUUUAGAUGUCAAAUGGUUAGGAUUACUAAUUGUAACAGUAAUCACGGCCAUCAUGUUCACGAAGCAUCUUUACACAAACAAUUAAUUUAAGCUCUAAAGGUUGAUGCAUCCAAUAUAUUAUAAUUUAUAUUUUUCUUUAUAACUUUUUAUGAAAUAUUUGAUAUUAUUUAAACACAAUUCAUAUAUUGGAUGCAGCACCUUACAAACUAAUCUCUCAUGUAUAUUACAGCUAUUGUAAAAAACAGCUCUAUUUGAUUGACAAAAGUGGCCGUUAAGUUUAUUGUAUGUUCUUCUCAUGAGUUCUUACUUUUUCCGAACAUAUGGUGGAUUCAGUAAUUUAAAAGAAAUAUUUAUAGUGACGAUUCAAUAGCGCUUAGUUUGAGCCUAAUUGAAUAAAAUUUAUUUUACUUUGAAAAUGUUUGCUGAUUCUUGAAGAUGAAUCCAAGUUUCUCUGGCAUGCAUACCUUAAGCUUAUUUUCACAUCCACCUUUAGCCUUAACAUAAUCGACCUUACAAUUAAUAAAAAUGGCAUAAAGUUGUAACUAAUCAUAAACCAAGAAAAUGCAAAAUGUUUACAAAUAGACAUUUCGCUUAUGAUUGGUUUAUUCGGACGUAUAACGUUUCCCGCGUUUAUUUGCAAGGCAGCUUGUCAUUCGGAAAACUUCAGAAUUAUCAUUGUAUUGACAGUGUUGUCAACGAUAUUGUAAACAUUUUGCAUAUUCUUUGUUUAUGCUUAGUUAUAACUUUAUACCAAGUUUAUUUGUAAGGCCGAAUAAGUAUAAUGUAACACAAAAGUGUUCAGUUAUGUAAUAGUUAUUGUUUAUAAUGUAAAUAAAUAUUUUGAUAGUA
Leptidea sinapis is the source of this 3958-nucleotide messenger RNA. RefSeq names its product cyclin-dependent kinase 9 (gene Cdk9). Gene Ontology annotation, biological process: protein phosphorylation. The record is from RefSeq and is a predicted model, not a curated record. Gene Ontology annotation, molecular function: cyclin-dependent protein serine/threonine kinase activity; ATP binding. Bases 196 to 1401 code for a protein of 401 amino acids. The transcript is spliced from 4 exons. NCBI's taxonomy places the organism in Eukaryota, Metazoa, Arthropoda, Insecta, Lepidoptera, Pieridae. Gene Ontology annotation, cellular component: nucleus.